Molecule: messenger RNA, 720 nt
Organism: Daldinia vernicosa
Lineage: Eukaryota; Fungi; Ascomycota; Sordariomycetes; Xylariales; Hypoxylaceae
Exons: 6
Coding region: 1-720 (239 amino acids)
Source: RefSeq, a predicted model, not a curated record
AUGGCUUCGCUGUCGACGAUGGACAUCUCCAUCAUCGAAAAGGAUGAUGGAGUUUACUUCGUGGGUCCUGGGGGCGAAGAGCUCCCCUUCGAGUACGAUCUCAACCGAAUUCCUCCGCAUUUUCAAGCAUACUACCGCAGCCAGGCGACUACCCGAUCCGCAGGAACCGUAGCUCAAGCAGAGGGCGCCUCCACUGACCGAGUUGAUUCCGGUAGUGACAGCGAUCCCAAUGGCCAUGCCUAUGCCGCAUCAGCGGCAGCGGUUUCUUCCGCCGCCUUCCCGGCCCCUAUGGCCCCCAUGGGCCCAGCCGCUGUGGCUCCCGCUGUGGCUCCCGCUGCUGCUCCCGUCGUUGCCGCCGGUCCUGUCGUUGCCGCUGGUCCUGUCGCUGCUGCUGGUCCUGUCGCUGCCCCCGCACAACAAAACAUUCUCGCCCAACUACAGGCGAUCCCACGCCCCGCUAGUAAGGCGCUAUGGAGUUGUCCUAUCUGCGGGUCUACCGCGUGGCCCUGGCGUCGCCAUCUGAUAUCGCACGUUACUGCGUGUGGAUGGGCCAACUGUGGUCAAGUUGGCUUCCGCAACCUCAGAGACACGGUCGAGCACAUCGACCAUGUUCAUGGCAACGGCAACCAGACAUGCCCGUUCCAGUGCGGCAACAACGGCACCUUCCCGAGAUCCGACGUCUAUCAUUUGCACGUAGGCCAUCAUUGUAUCUGGCCCUAA